Aspergillus bombycis is the source of this 1851-nucleotide messenger RNA. RefSeq names its product M3 family metallopeptidase. The record is from RefSeq and is a predicted model, not a curated record. The annotation marks the transcript as partial. Gene Ontology annotation, cellular component: mitochondrial intermembrane space. Gene Ontology annotation, molecular function: metalloendopeptidase activity. Lineage: Eukaryota; Fungi; Ascomycota; Eurotiomycetes; Eurotiales; Aspergillaceae. The transcript is spliced from 3 exons. Gene Ontology annotation, biological process: proteolysis; peptide metabolic process.
CCACCCAAGUUUGACAUCUCAGCAGAGGGUCUGGAACAACAAGCGAAAGUCCUGAUCAAGGACAUCGAGGAAGCGACUAUUCGCUUGAUAAGCUCUUGCACAGACAUCACCACCGCCGACUUCGAGUCAAUCAUCCAGCCCUUAGCUCACAUCGACAAUGAGAUCAAGGCACAAGUACGAUACUUGGCUCUAUUCCAAGCUAUUUCUCCCAGUCUAGAUAUCAGGGCGGCGUCUUCUACAGCAAUCAACCUUAUCGAUAAAAUCUAUCUAAGCUUAUUUCAGAAUGAGAAACUCUUCGCCUUGGUAAAUUAUGUACGAGAGAAACCGUCGAUGCGUGUCAGGGAUGAAGAGGACACUCGGCUACUUGACAAAUUCCACUGGAUUUUCUUGGAAAACGGGAUGUAUCUAGCCAGUGAGAGCCACGAUCGAUUUACCUGGAUUUCACGCCGCUUGAUUGACCUUCGCGUCCAGUUCAUGGAAAUCCUCGGCCAAGAUCCGGGAUGCCUUUGGAAGAGCGAAGAGGAGCUUGCCGGUGUGUCGUUGAAUCGUUUGUCGAUUGGAGUGAGUGAUGAUGGCCAUAAGCGCUUGUAUCAAGUCCCUCUCACCAGGCCAAUUACGACUCUUGUACUGUCGGAGUGCCAUAUUCCGGAAACUCGCAAGGAGAUAUACUUGCGUAGUCAUUCCCGAUACCAGGCUAAUGUAGAUAUAUUCCGCGAAAUCAUUGUUCUAAGAGACGAGGCCUCGCAUCUGUUGGGUUUCCCUUCCUUUGCGACCCGAAAGCUGCCGCAGCAGAUGCUGGGUUCACCUGGUCGUGUGAAUGAGUUCUUGCAGCAUCUGUCCAAUACUCUGGCGCCACUAGCAGAGAAUGAGAUUUUGAAGUUGCAAGAGCUGGUGAAUACCAGUGGUCCUAUCUAUCUUUGGGAUUUUGACUUCUGCCAUACGAAGAUGUUACAGGAACAGAACAAGGUGGAUCACAAAUAUAUCUCCCAGUGGUUUCCUGCCAAAGUUACUGUACAACGUAUGCUCGAAUUAUAUGCAGAACUCUUUGGCUUGAGGUUCGAGCAACUCGAAGUCUCGGGAAGCGCUUAUACUUGGCACCCAGAUGUAGAUGUGUUCUCCGUUUGGGAGGAAGAGGAUUCUACCCUGAUCGGAUAUCUUUAUAUUGAUAUCUUUCCUCGUGCAGGGAAAUACAACCAUGCCGCCAAUUUCAACAUUCAUCCUAGCUUUCUAGAUAUCGAUGGGACUCGGGCACCAGUCGUGACGGCCCUCGUCUGUAAUGUAUCUCAGGCUGAACCACCACUGAUGAGACACACCGAAGUCGUUAGUGUAUUUUAUGAGCUGGGACAUGGACUCCAUGACCUGGUGGGCAAAUCGAAAUACGCUAUGUUCCACGGGCAUCGAACAGUGCCUGACUUCACCGAAGCACCCAGUCAACUGCUUGAGUACUGGUGCUGGAUUCCAGAAUGUCUUCAAAGACUCAGUUGUCACUACUCCUACGUCUCCCAACACUAUCACACGCACUGGCUAAAUAGUCAGGAGAAUAAUGAUAGGGCACAGCCUCCCAUGGAAAUACCCUCGGCCCUGGCCCGAGAUCUUGGAGCCACGAAGCAGCUUAACCAAGGGAUACUAACUCUCCGACAAGUAGCGUUCAGCAAGUUUGACAUGCAGACCCAUCAUCCUACCUCGCAUCGCGAUAUUGAAACAUUGCAUAUUCCCGAAUUGUACAACUCGCUGCUGGAGAAUACAACCGGUCUGAGUGGACCUGGGAACGGCUUCGACUGGGGUCAUGCCUAUGCGACUACUUCGCAUUUUGUUUGGGGUCAGGAGGCGAGCUAUUAUUCAUAUCUCUAG